Messenger RNA from Eleginops maclovinus (Patagonian blennie), 3204 nucleotides. Its product is annotated as CMP-N-acetylneuraminate-beta-galactosamide-alpha-2,3-sialyltransferase 1-like. The transcript is spliced from 7 exons. The record is from RefSeq and is a predicted model, not a curated record. Bases 463 to 1467 code for a protein of 334 amino acids. Gene Ontology annotation, biological process: sialylation. NCBI's taxonomy places the organism in Eukaryota, Metazoa, Chordata, Actinopteri, Perciformes, Eleginopidae. Gene Ontology annotation, molecular function: beta-galactoside (CMP) alpha-2,3-sialyltransferase activity. Gene Ontology annotation, cellular component: membrane.
UGGAUGUGCAUGUUCCAGGAGGGGUCUAAAAACCUCCUCCCUGUGUUUUCUCUUUUCUUUAAAUUUAACGAUGUGAGGUUGCCAGUUUGGUGCUUGUUUCCCCCUUUAAAUUGGACCCUUCACGCUGCGUCGCGCUUCUCCUUUCUCCGUGGAGCUGCCGCUGCCGCCUCUCCGCACGGAAAUAACGGGACUUCGCGGACAACCCGGGCUUCACUUCCUCCAAGUGGAUCAUCAAACAAUGGCUUACUGAUUCACUCACCCCACAGAGUCAACAGCAGAAUGAAAGCAGGACUAACUCAACCGUCCGGGAGCCGUCUGAAUCAGUAGGUCUACUUUUCUUUGGUGUGGAUUACUCUUCCAACAAACCACCUCAAUGACUUACAUCAGGGUCUUUCAUGAACCCAAUCUUGAGCCUGCAAUCGCACACCAGUGAGACAUUUGAACCCUGACACUUGUGACACCAUGCCUCUACUGAAGCGUAGGAAAAUCAGGACUUUAGUUUUUCUUUUUUGCGUCAUUUCAUUCACGACAUUCCUGUUCAGCUACACGUUCCGGGACCCCUCGCUGUACUUCUUCAAGUACGCGUUUCGCCUGUCGGACAACUUCUUCUCCAAGGGGCUUUGCGCCUGUCAGCGGUGCAUGACGGAGCUGGAGGACGACCCCUGGUUCUCCGAGCGCUUCAAUCAGUCCUUCAACCCUCUGAUGUCCAGGGAGAACAGCGUCCUCUCUGAUGAGACCUUCAAGUGGUGGCAGUGGUUGCAGUCAGAGAGGCAGCCGGCCAACUUCACUGAAGUGGUGGACGAGUUGUUCCAAGUCAUCCCCGAUGAGAUGCUCUACAUGGACGCCGGGCCCGAGCGCUGCAGGACCUGCUCAGUGGUGGGGAACUCUGGGAACCUGAAGGGCGCGCACUACGGCGACCUCAUCGACUCCAGUGAUUUUGUCAUAAGAAUGAACCAGGGGCCCACGACCGGUUUUGAGAAGGAUGUGGGCGCCAGAACAACACAUCAUGUCAUGUAUCCAGAGAGUGCAAUAGACCUGGACAACAACACCAGUCUGGUGCUGGUCCCUUUCAAGACUCUAGACCUGCAGUGGAUCAUUAGCGCUCUGACCACAGGCACCAUCAAACACACAUAUAUAGCUGUGACACCAAGGAUAAAGGCAAAUAAAGACAAGGUGCUGAUUUACAGUCCUACUUUUCUCAAAUAUGUCUACGAGUCUUGGCUUGAAGGUCACGGACGAUAUCCUUCCACGGGUUUCCUCAGCUUGCUGCUCGCUCUUCACAUCUGUGAUGAGGUCAAUGUGUUUGGGUUUGGCGCAGACCAGUACGGAAACUGGCACCACUACUGGGAGGAGAACCAUUUGGCAGGAGCUUUCCGACACACGGGCGUCCACGACGGAGAUUAUGAAUAUAAUGUCACCAUGCUGCUGGCAGACAAGCACAAAAUCCAAAUGUUUCACGGCAGAUGAUACAAAGACAAGAUGUGCAGCAGCCACGAAACUCAGCAGCCUUUGAACGUUUGACGUGUCAUCGUGUCAUGCAGGAAGAAUGUCAUUGCUGUGGUUAACUCUUCUGCUCGGACGGGUUCUUUACCUAAGAUAACGAUUGAGAAAUGCUAUCUGUAUUUAAAAAGGAACAGAGCCUCCCUCUUUGUUUGUCCAGACAAAGAUAACGACAAACUGUCAGUAAUUCAGAAGUCACACUGCCAUAGUUUGUGUAAUUCCUCCGAACACAAUGGUGGACAUCAACAAGCAUGCAACAGCUUUUAUUCUACUCUUUACGUGGGAACUUUUCUUGUCACAUGGGCUGGCUUAAGAAAACGUCCACUGCAUAUGAAUGGAAUGCGUGGACCCGUUUCUAUCCCUAAGAGUGCAUGAGAAGUGCUCGGAGAAUCCACUCUUUUUCCCUCACACUGACGGAUCGGGACACAAUUCUCAUGAAAUACUUGCAUGUCAGAUUGCAGGGUUUAAGUGUAGUUUGACACGGCCAUGGGACACUCCAACGUCAAGUCCCAAAGAUCGCAUUUUGACGUUUGCAAAUGAAAGCCAGGGUUGAGUCAGAGUCCCCCUAACACUCCAACAUCUUCACCUAGAAAAAUAAUACUUAACGUUACUCGCAUUGAUCCUAUUUGAUUGAAUCAAUCGUUUGUGUGAUCAUAGUUCCUGUACAUUUAUAGACAUGAUAGUGAAGUUUAAAAGCCACUGUGAGAAAUGUCAUUCUGGUAGGGUUAGGGUUAAAGGUUAAAAAAAUACCCAAUACUCUCCAGUGCUACACCAGACCAUGCAAGCUGCAGCUACACAACUAGAGUAACAAAGGAUUAACUAUUAAUUAUGGCUCAUUUAAAUGUGACUCAAACAGAUGUUCAGGGGGUGAUUGUCGGAGGCUUCUUUGGCCCAUGACCUGCAGUAGAUGCUAGAAUGAAGCCGUCGAUGAGGUGUUUAAUCACUCAGUGCUCCGAGGAAAAAUGAUCGAGGUGUCAAAUUGUUUAUCUUGGAAAUGUGACAAAACUACAGCCUAUACAGGGGUGCCUUAUCGUGAGAAAUUCAAUAAAGUCUGUACAUUUGUGACAUAUAUUGUUAAUAAAAAGUAGGUGUUAAGUGCCUUCUAGUGGGAGAAUUUAAAGACUUAGUUUUCUCCAUCAAAUUGUACUUUAUUGAUAUAAUUAUCAGUAGUUUGACUACAUUUGUUUUCAUUGUUGCUGUAUACCAUUUCAAUUGUAAAGAAUCAUAUGCAUGAAACCACUUUGUCAGUGAGUUUGUUUUUUGUACGCCAUGCCGUCGCUGAACUUGAUGUAAAUGUGUGAAUGCUUUGUGACGAUAUGCUAUCAAUUUCACCAAAAAAUCUCUGAUCUGACAUGUGUUUUUUACUUCAGAUUCAUCAGGGAUUGAGCUUGGUGGUGUUUUUAUGGUAUAAUUUGUGCCUUGAAACGUAAUGGGAAAUGUGCUCGAUCGAUGUCGUUUCCUUUCUCUCUCCCGGUAUAACAUACUGAUAAACACAACAUUUGAUUUAAUUCAAAUCUACCAGCCACCAUGUAGAAAAGAGUGCAUUUGUUCUAGCAAGGGACACUGUCCCCUAGUGGACAACAACGUGUAUCUGCAUAAUGGUCCAACAACUGAAUUUAAACACAUCUAUGUCUGUCACGCUCUUUAUUUCCAUCCAGUCUUCAUUGUUUUAUAAAACCCAUUAAAGCAGCACUUUCAGAAAAA